UGUUAAAAUUAUGUCAUAGACUUUAUAGAUUAAAUAAUAACUCUAAAAUUUUAAUAUUAUAUAAUCUCUAUCAUAACGCAUUUAUAAGUUUUCAAUGUAUAUCAUAGGUACUUUACAAGGAAUUUUGACUUUUUCACAAAGCGUGGUAUUGGAGGGCCCCGACCUCUGCCUGGAGUUGGCAACCUCUGGGAAAUGUAUUUCACCUCGAUGCCUGAGUUGGAAUUGCAGCGCUACAAAAAAUAUGGCAAAAUAUACGGCGUAUUCGAGGGCAAUAAACCGAUACUGAGAAUCGGUGACCCGGAGCUCGUCAAACAGAUUAUGGUAAAAGACUUUCACGUGUAUCAAACCCGUCGCGCGGGCUCUAACGCCAGACACCCGGUGGCCGAUCUCAUUAUAUCCCAGGUAUGCUGU
Messenger RNA from Medioppia subpectinata, 411 nucleotides. The record is from the annotation of a GenBank genome assembly. Lineage: Eukaryota; Metazoa; Arthropoda; Arachnida; Sarcoptiformes; Oppiidae.